GUUGUAACUGCGCUCUGGGUGUCUCUACUCGGCGGCAGUUCCCUGUCAGAGCCUCAAACGCAGUUUGUUCAGGCAUGACUUUACCCUUUAGGUACUCAAGCGCAGCCUGUACGCAACGCCGCAUCGCCGCCCCACGAAACUGGCUUCGUGACUGACAUCGAACUUCCCUUCACUGCAGAACAACCACCUUCUUUCCGCCAAAAAUCACCACAACGUCGCGAUUGACUUCCCUCGAUACCCUCGAAUAUCCCUUCCUUUGUCCUCGAUCCACCUCUUCCUAAUUUUCCUGCCUUCAUUGACCCUCGAUUUGUCAUACCCCGCCAGCUGCAAAAGAGAACCAUACCUUAGAUGUCAACCUGAUCGGAUCGAUAACGGCUUCAGGCCUCGCAACAUAUUCUUAGUCUUGAGACUGGCAUCGGCACUCACGCAUCACGAUGCCCGCAAAGAGAAAUGCAAGCACACAGGUCAACGCGGCUAAGCCACAACCAGCAAAAGACUCCUCGAAGAAUGCGCCUACACCUCCCUCUUCUCAGCCCAAGUCCAAUCCAGUCGCACUUUCCACGAAACCCACGGAUAUGCAAAGCUCUGCCGACAAGGAAGAUGAGGACUCGAAGACAGGAGACACUACUGAGUCCGCAGGAGAGCGUACACCCGCUCCGGCUGUGAAUCGGAAAAAGCAGAAGAGACGGGAGAAGGAGGCUGCAAGACGAGCCGCGGAACAAAUCCAUCUGAAUGGUGAUGAUCAUGCAAGCCCAAAGCCCAAUGGACAAUUGCCGCCAGUCAAGCAAGGGCGAGGACCGGUAAAAGGCUACUUCACCGAGGAACCUGAUUACCCCGAUCCUUCAGAUCCCUCCUACGCCGAUCUAGGAAGUCCAGAAGAAGCCUUUUAUAGCGGUGACGAGGAUCCCCGGUAUGCUGAAGGUGCAGACACCAUUCCGGACAGCUCAUGGCUGAAUACGAGCAAGCGGAAGAAGUCCAAAAGCGGGAGGUCUCAUCUGCCCGAAAACGACUCUUUAUCAAGGUCGUCCACCAUGCUGUCGAGGACACACAUUCCGACCUUGUCGAAUGCAGCCAUGCGGGCAUCUCAUAAGCUGUCGAGUAGCGACCACAUUUGGAAUACUUCCACCCAAGCCGAACGAGAAAAUAUCAAGCAAUUCUGGCUGGAACUUGGCGAAGAAGAACGACGAUCUCUGGUCAAGGUGGAGAAGGAGGCGGUGUUGCGCAAGAUGAAGGAGCAGCAAAAACAUUCCUGCAGUUGUUCGGUGUGUGGGAGAAAGCGGACGGCAAUCGAGGAAGAGCUGGAAGUGCUAUACGACGCUUACUACGAAGAGCUUGAGCAAUUCGCCAAUCAUAACACCGAUCUUCCCAGCGUACCGCCGAUGAUGGCGCCACCACGUCCAUCCUUCAAGAGACUCGCACAUCCCAUGGCAGGCUCGUAUCCUUCUCGAGGUCGUGUACAUGAGGUCGAUGGGGAUGACGAGGACCUUGAAGAUGAGGAUGAAUAUGACGACGAGGACGAGGAAGCCUACAGUGACGACGAUGAAUACGACGAUCAUGGUCUUCCUCCUGGUCCCCCUGAUUUCUUCCAGUUUGGCAAUAGUCUGACUGUCAAGGAUGGCAUACUCACGGUUGCGGACGACCUGCUAAAGAACGAUGGAAAACACUUCAUAGAUAUGAUGGAGCAGUUGGCCGAAAGACGAAUGCAACGUGAGGAAGAAAUUCGUUACCCUUCUUCUUCAUAUGCUCAUCAAGGUUACCAUCAAGGUCACAAUCAUCCUCCCAUAGAUGAUGACGAUGAUUAUGACGACGAUGAAGAUGAUGAGGACUAUGACAGUCAAGAGGAAGACGAUUUCGAAGGAGAUGAAAUGGACUCCAUGACUGAAGAACAGCGAAUGGAAGAAGGCCGACGCAUGUUCCAGAUAUUUGCAGCCCGAAUGUUCGAACAACGGGUCUUAACAGCAUAUCGAGAGAAGGUAGCAGCGGAACGUCAAAGAAAACUGCUAGAAGAACUCGACGAAGAGACUCGCCUCGACAGUCAACGAGAAGCGAAGAAGGCGAGAGAAGCGGCUAAGAAGAAGGAGAAGAAGCGCCUCCAGAAACAGGCCAAAGAUGAGGAGAAGGCCAAGAAAGAAGCCGAAAAGGCCGCCAUGGAAGCUGCUGCCCGAGAGUUGGAAGAGAAGCGGCAAGAGGAACAACGCAAACGACGGGAAGAGCAACGUAAGAAGCGCGAAGCUGAGAAGAAGGCUGCAGAGGAAGAACGCCUGCGAAAAGAGGCCGAGAGGCAUCGGAAACAGCAAGAACAGCGUGAGAAACAAGCCGAAAUCGAGCGCAAACAACGCGAAGCCAAAGAACGAGAGCGGCUGAAGCGUGACGAGGCGAAGAAGAAGGAGCGGGAAGAGCGAGAGGCCAAGGAACGGAAGGCCAAGGAGGAACAGGAGAAAAAGGCCAAAGAUGAGCAAGCGAGGAGAGAGAGAGAGGCCGUCCAGAAAGCGGAAAAGGACGCCAAACCUCACCCGCCUACUAUGAAGCAACAGCCUGUGGCCCUUCCGCCUGGUCUACAUCCUCCUUCACGGGGUUCUAGCGUCCAGUCGCCCCAUUUCCAGGUUGCUACGCCAGCUGUGCCUCCCAAAAUUCCUACACCGGCUCGAAAUCGACAACCUUCUCAGCCAAGUCAGCACUCUCAUGGCUCUUCUCCAAAGUCCCAAAAAGCGAGUACGGAUGUUUCUGGGGGUUCUGGAUCGCCUGCAACAGUGGCCAUGGCCCAAACCCCUGCGCCAGGGCAGCCCGCAAAGGUUCACGGUCAACCGCCUGUCCUGCAUCAUCCCCAGCCGUCCGCUCCAAGAUCGCCUUUGAACAACAAUGGCCGUGGACAAUAUCCUUUCAACAUGAAUGGGCUACCAUCCAUGGGAGUCAAUGGUCUGCCAAUGGGUGGUCAGGGGAUGAUGCCCAACAUGAUGCCUCCUAUGCCAAUGUACCAAGGGCCUCCUCCUAUGGGCAACCAUCAACGCUUCGCCAUGAACGGAAUGCAGUAUCCUCCUGGGAUUCCCCGACCGUUUCAGCCGGGUCAACAAAUGCCUUUCGUGCCGCAACCUCCAGGGCAGGUGGGGCCUAUGGUUAGCCAGCAGCCAGUCUCAAAGCCAUCAGGUCACUCGAGGCAGCCCUCUACGGAAACUAGCUCGCAGCCGACUCCAAUAUCCCGGCCAGGACCAAUCGCUCGCCCAUCUAGCACCACGCCAGACAAGCAGAAACCAAUGCGAAAAUCGCCCGAUGUCGAGGUUGAACAGCUUACGACUCAGCUUGGCAGCAAAGCAUUGCUGGAUGACUCCGACGCACCGUUCCUGGAAAACACAGACUCCCGAAUGAAUAUGCCACCUGUUGGUCCGCCUGGGUCGACAAGAUUGCCCUUUGCAAGCAGUUUUCCAGAGCACAAGCAAGAACCGUUUGCACCAAUGAACCAUGGCUGGGGUGGGUUCCAUUCUGCGAUGAGUCCGACACCUAGCUGGGGACCGCCAGGGCCACAACGUCCGAGCCCAGGUUGGUCUCAGCCUCCAUUUGGUGCCAUCGGUGGUGGACCUCAACCCGUUCCCAGAUCACACUUUCCUCGGCCAAUUGCGGUCAGAUUGAUGCUUGUUCAGGCAUGUCGACAGUUGUCGCAGAUUCCCGGAGCUAGUGCCGACGGCUAUCAUCCAGCACAGACAGUUCUCCGACAGUUGGAGACGCUCAAAGCACCGGGCGAACCGCCUGUCUCGAUGGAUGAAAUGCUGGGUAUUUGUGAUACAGAAGGCAAUCCGCAAAAUGGCGGUGGUUCAUUUGAGGUUGUCAUCGAUAAAGCCAGAGGACAAGUGAUCAAAUUUGUUGAUGAGGGGCCUGCCCCCCAAAGAGGUAGUGUCGGCGAGAUUGGUAGUCCCGUCAUGGGCCACAGCCAGCAUAUCCAGACCAGUCCAUUCGGGGGCAUUGGUGCAAGCAGUUUCGGACCACCCGGUAGGAGUUUCUAGUGGCUGACUCCUCCACGGACCAAGCCUCGAGAAGACCAUCGGCGUCAUCACGCUGUGGCUGUACCAUUGGCAUUUCGACGCAGCAUGUCGGCGAACUAAAGGCACUGUGAACAGAGCAGGGUGUUGUGAGUGCGAGCGUUGGCUGUGAAAGACUAGCUCUUGCUUUUUAUGAGAGCUUUGUAUCUGUCUAGGGUGCUCACCGUUUUCCAUCACGUUUAAUAGCAUUAGGGACUGGCUUCGGGUUGAGGAAAGGCCCUCUCUGUGGCUGUCUUUGUCACUCUCGUGGUCCUCGAGACGACGUCAGAACAAUUUUUGAAAGUAGCCACACGGACAACAUUGAAUUGCUUUAUGGCUUAUAGCACAAUUGAAGGUCCCGUAUCAACUUCUUCU
This is a messenger RNA of Exophiala xenobiotica, 4385 nucleotides long. RefSeq lists its product as uncharacterized. The transcript is spliced from 3 exons. The record is from RefSeq and is a predicted model, not a curated record. NCBI's taxonomy places the organism in Eukaryota, Fungi, Ascomycota, Eurotiomycetes, Chaetothyriales, Herpotrichiellaceae. Bases 435 to 3995 code for a protein of 1186 amino acids.